Molecule: messenger RNA, 941 nt
Organism: Paramecium primaurelia
Lineage: Eukaryota; Ciliophora; Oligohymenophorea; Peniculida; Parameciidae
Source: the annotation of a GenBank genome assembly
AUGGAAGUCUUUUAAACAUCAAAUUAGAAAUAAAUUAGAACUAAGUAGAACAAAAAAUAAUUUAAUCUUUUUAUAUUAGGUAAGGCCUAAUAAAAAAAGGAUGAAUAAUAAUUGAAAGACACUUUUUAAUAUUAUAAGCUUAAAGAUGAAUAUUUACAAUAUUAAAUUCAUAAGAAUACAACUAAAGGAUUAAUGUUAUUCUAAAAUAAAAACAUUAAUAAAAGUUUUAUAGAUGCAUCCUCACAUGUUUCUAUUGAAUAGGAACAAUUAAGAACACGAACUCCUGAUAUUAGAGUAUUGAAGAGNAGUUCUCAUAAUCCUUAGAGAGAGUAAAUGCUAAAAUCAUUAUACUAAUUUAAAGCAUUACUAUAUGCAAACGAUCCUGGAAUAGAAAAAUAUUUACAUGAUCUAUAAGGAUAGAAAUCUCCACAUAAAAGAGAUAAUUCAUAAACUAAGAAAUCUAGUAGUGUUAGAAAAGAACAAGAACCAAUUAUGCGUCAUCCAAAACGAAAAACAUUAGGAUGUGGACAUGAAAUUGAUGUUGUAGACUCUUCAGGAGAAUGUCUUGUAUGUACAACAUAAUCAGUAAAUUUUAUAUUAAAAAUAGCCUUUUGAUGAAUUUAAAUCUAAAUGUGUAAAUGUUUUUAAAGCAUUAUAAUCCUUAGACAAUGAUGAUUUCUUUAGAAUUUUACAAUAAUUAGAUGUAAAUCAAUAAACUUUAACAUUAGGAUCCUUUAACUAUCUCUCUUUCUAAAUAAAGAUGCCAAUCCUCUACAGGUGAAUUAUUCAAAGACCCUAUGAAUUAUUCUAGAAUGGCAUUAGCAGAAUAGCAAACCAACAUUCAAUAGAUUAUAAGAAAAUGUCUUCGAUGUAAUAAGGAUAUCUAAAAUCAUGAUUCUAAAAAUAUUAGUUACUUUUGUAAUUCAUGUAAAAACUUUUGA